ACCUAGCGCCUGUACGGGGUACAUAUACGGGGUACAUAGUCUUGCAGACAUACAUACUUCCCUAUCGGUCCAAACAGGGCUAGUCCUACCCCUCGAGUUUGCACUGUUUGCACCGUGGGCUGUCAGAUCAAAGGCUUCACUUUCACCUCCCCAUACCCACAUCCAGCCAACCACACCAAGUACAGCACAUUGCACACCAUGCCGCAAAUCGAAGAGCUCCCCGACGACUUCGAUGAGUCCAUCGACCUCAACAAGCAGCCAAAGCCCGCUGCAGACCUCCCCGGCAUGCCUCCCGGCGGGGACCAGAUUCCCUUCCCGAUCAAUGAGGAGCGCAUGAAGGAACUCGAGGCGAUGGAUCCGUUGGCGCCGAAGAUGCCGCCGAAUAUGGCGUCGGUCAAGUCGCAUACGAAGGAGGAGUUGUUGGAUAUGAUGAAUAAGACGCCGUUGUUUAUGACGGAUAUUAGCCAGGCUGGGGAUGAGAACGGCGAAAAUGUCAUGCUCGACGCCCUCUACGCCCUGCAGAACGAAGGUACCCGUGGCGACGUUGCGCAAAAUUUCUAUUCUAAAGCUAUCGCGGUUGUCCUAGCUAAGGAGGACAAAUGGGAUAAGCCAGAGAAUCCUGAAGAGGACAAAAAGGUGCUGCGCCAGGCGGAGGAGGCUUCGUACAUCAACCGCGCGCUGUGCCAUUUGGAGCUGAGAAACUACCGCUCGUGUACUCUUGACUGCGCGUCUGCCCUCAAGCUCAACCCCGAGAACGUCAAGGCGUUCUACCGCUCCUCGACUGCGCUAUACGCCCUGGACAAAGUCCCCGAAGCCGAAGACGCUGCCUCGCGCGGUCUCGAACUCGAUCCCGAAAACAAACCCCUCCAAGCGACAGCUACGAAGAUCGCAGAGCGCAAGGCCGCUCUUGAGCGCAUCGCAACCAAGAAGAAGGCCGAAGCCGACAGAAUCCGCAAAGAAACACAACUCCUCACCGUCGCACUGAAGGCCCGAGAAAUCCGUACCCGCAAAACUGGACAACCGCCGGAGAUGGAGGAUGCGGGGAUAUGCCUGAGCCCUGACCCUCUCUCGCCUGAUAGUACCCUUGAAUUCCCCGCUGUGUUCUUGUACCCCACGGAUGCGCAGUCGGAUUUCAUCAAGGCGUUUUCGGAGAUGCACUCUAUCGAGGACCAUUUGGAUUACAUCUUCCCGUUGCCGUGGGAUACGAAGAAGGAAUACACCAUUGAUAACGUGGAGUGCUAUAUGCAGACCGUUGCCGGUGGGUUGAUCAAGGCUGGCAAGAAGCUGCCUCUUCUGCAGAUCUUGAGCGGAGGCAAGGUCGAAGUUGUCGAUGAGCUGGUGGCGAUCUACGUGGUGCCAUCGUCGAAGACUGGGAGGUUUAUCUCGGAGAUGAAGGCCAGAAAGGAGAGUGGAAGCUGAGCCCGUUGCUCUUUUGUGCCCUGACACGACAUGAUGAAACAAUCCGAUAGGGAAACUACAUAGCAGCCAUAUUACCCGCGAUGGCGAUUAGCCGCGCAGGUAUGGGGUAUUAUCCGGCAGCACCACGAGUCGCGGCGAUUAUGCCGCGAUACGGUUGGCACUCUGUGUCACUGCGAGCUGCAGAUUCGUGUAUAUAAACAUUCGACUGAAUUAUGAAUGGAUACCCUGCAUAGCUUUUGCUACACUAUUGAAAUGAUACACAGUACUACCUCGGUUUGACCGUGCUUUUAGGCAAAUUCGGAGAUGCUCCUCGAGUAGACUCAAUUCCGAUUCGACAUGCUGAAAUGCACCUGGUUAAUAUCAUACAGACAUUUGACAGA
Aspergillus glaucus CBS 516.65 is the source of this 1799-nucleotide messenger RNA. RefSeq names its product HSP70/90 family co-chaperone CNS1. The transcript is spliced from 4 exons. The record is from RefSeq and is a predicted model, not a curated record. Gene Ontology annotation, biological process: protein folding. Gene Ontology annotation, molecular function: Hsp90 protein binding. Lineage: Eukaryota; Fungi; Ascomycota; Eurotiomycetes; Eurotiales; Aspergillaceae. Bases 199 to 1419 code for a protein of 406 amino acids.